AGGCAUCAGUGCACCGCCGCCGGGGCUGGGGCCAGGGCUGGAGCUGUCAUUGGAACUGGACGCGGCGGACCUGAAGCUGGGCCGGGGCGGAGCGCCGCGCUGCGCCGGGGCCGCAAGGAGGGGUGUGUUGCUGCCGGCCCACCGCGAGCCGCCCCCAGCCCGCGCCGAGGUGCCCUCCUGCCAGGCCGCCUGCCUCCGCCUUCCGCCUCCCUCCAUUUCCCCGGAAUUUCAGCCCGGCGCGCCUGCACCCCGGCCCUUCUCUGGGUGGGGAAGCUCCGGGCCGCUUUCCGGCUUCACUCCUUCCUCGCAGGCUGGGCUCCCAGCCCCCUCUCUUCUUUUCCUGGAUUGGCUCCCACCCCUUUCGUUCCCCUUCCCCGAGCCCUUAGCUCGGGCUCCCUGCCCCUUCCCUUAGCUGAGUCCCAGCUCCUCAGUCACUUUCCUCAGCCAAGGGUCCCAGCCUUCCCUCCUCCUUUUCCUUGCCUGGGGUCCAGCCUAUCCUGUCCCUUCCUCUGUCUCUAGGGUGCAGUCUCUUCCCCCACCCCUUUUUCCAGGCCUGGAGUUCCAGACCUUUUAGUCUCUUCCUGUGGUCCUUUCUGGGUCCUUGUCCCCUUUCCCCAGUUUGGAGUUCUCCAUUGCAAACCCAGCCUCCCUCCAUUCCCAGAGAUCUGCUUCCACACAAUUACCUCUCUAAAACAUGAACUUUUCCUAGGAACUGCCCCAGACUGUCUCCUACCUGCUGACCCCUUGCUACCUAUGUCCCAGGUCUUACUCUCACUUUGCUGACAGUCAAGGCCUGCUGAGCCAAGGGAUCAGCAUGAUGCCUCUGUGGUCGGGCGUCUGUGGCCGCUCUCCCCCACGAAUCUUCCCUUCAUUGCUCAUGGUGGUAGCCUUGGUGGGGUUGCUACCGGUUCUCAGGAGCCAUGGCCUCCAGCCCAGUCCUACUGCCAGCACCAUCCGAGGCUCAGAGCCACCACGGGAACGCUCUAUUGGGGAUGUCACCACCGCCCCACCGGAGAUUCCCCCCGAGAGCCGGCCUGUUAAUCAUUCCGUCACUGAACACAGCAUGAAGACUCGAAAGGCCUUUCCAGUCCUGGGCAUCGACUACACACAUGUGCGCACACCCUUUGAGAUCUCGCUCUGGAUCCUGCUGGCCUGCCUCAUGAAGAUAGGUUUCCAUGUGAUCCCCACUAUCUCGAGCAUCGUCCCGGAGAGCUGCCUGCUGAUCGUGGUGGGGCUGCUGGUGGGGGGCCUGAUCAAGGGCGUGGGCGAGACGCCCCCCUUCCUGCAAUCCGACGUCUUCUUCCUCUUCCUGCUGCCGCCCAUCAUCCUGGACGCGGGCUACUUCCUGCCGCUGCGGCAGUUCACAGAGAACCUGGGCACCAUCCUGAUCUUCGCCGUGGUGGGCACACUGUGGAAUGCCUUCUUCCUGGGCGGCCUCAUGUACGCCGUGUGCCUGGUGGGCGGCGAGCAGAUCAACAACAUUGGCCUUCUGGACAACCUGCUCUUUGGCAGCAUCAUCUCAGCCGUGGACCCCGUGGCCGUGCUGGCCGUCUUUGAGGAAAUUCACAUCAAUGAGCUGCUGCAUAUCCUUGUCUUUGGGGAGUCCCUGCUCAAUGACGCCGUCACUGUGGUCCUGUAUCAUCUCUUUGAAGAGUUUGCAAACUACGACCGAGUGGGCAUCGUGGACAUCGUCCUUGGCUUCCUGAGCUUCUUCGUGGUGUCCCUGGGCGGGGUGUUUGUGGGCGUGGUCUACGGGGUCAUCGCAGCCUUCACGUCCCGAUUCACCUCCCACAUCCGUGUCAUCGAGCCGCUCUUCGUCUUCCUCUACAGCUACAUGGCCUACCUAUCAGCCGAGCUCUUCCACCUGUCGGGUAUCAUGGCACUCAUUGCCUCGGGAGUGGUGAUGCGCCCCUACGUGGAGGCCAACAUCUCCCACAAGUCCCACACGACCAUCAAAUAUUUCCUGAAGAUGUGGAGCAGUGUCAGUGAGACCCUCAUCUUUAUCUUCCUCGGCGUCUCCACGGUGGCUGGCUCCCACCACUGGAACUGGACCUUUGUCAUCAGCACCCUGCUCUUCUGCCUCAUCGCCCGAGUGCUGGGUGUGCUGGGCCUGACCUGGUUCAUCAACAAGUUCCGAAUUGUGAAGCUGACCCCCAAGGACCAGUUCAUCAUUGCCUACGGAGGCCUGCGAGGGGCCAUCGCCUUCUCCUUGGGCUACCUCCUGGACAAGAAGCACUUCCCCAUGUGUGACCUGUUCCUCACUGCCAUCAUCACUGUCAUCUUCUUCACCGUCUUUGUGCAGGGCAUGACCAUUCGGCCCCUGGUAGACCUGUUGGCUGUGAAGAAAAAGCAAGAAACAAAGCGUUCUAUCAACGAGGAAAUCCACACACAGUUCCUGGACCACCUUCUGACAGGCAUCGAGGACAUCUGUGGCCACUACGGCCACCACCACUGGAAGGACAAGCUCAACCGGUUUAACAAGAAGUAUGUGAAGAAGUGUCUGAUAGCCGGGGAGCGCUCCAAGGAGCCACAGCUCAUCGCCUUCUACCACAAGAUGGAGAUGAAGCAGGCCAUUGAGCUGGUGGAGAGCGGUGGCAUGGGCAAGAUCCCUUCUGCUGUCUCCACUGUCUCCAUGCAGAACAUCCACCCCAAGUCCCUGCCUGCCGAGCGCAUCCUGCCAGCUCUGUCCAAGGACAAGGAGGAGGAGAUUCGCAAAAUCCUGAGGAACAACUUGCAGAAGACCAGGCAGCGGCUGCGGUCCUACAACAGACACACACUGGUGGCAGAUCCCUAUGAGGAGGCCUGGAACCAGAUGCUGCUGCGCAGACAGAAGGCCCGGCAACUAGAGCAGAAGAUCAACAACUACCUGACGGUGCCGGCCCACAAGCUGGACUCACCCACCAUGUCGAGGGCCCGCAUUGGCUCAGACCCCCUGGCCUAUGAGCCGAAGGCCGAUUUGCCUGUUAUCACCAUCGACCCAGCCUCCCCGCAGUCGCCCGAGUCUGUGGACCUGGUGAACGAGGAGCUGAAGGGCAAGGUCUUGGGGCUGAACCGGGAUCCAGCGAGGGUGGUGGAGGAGGACGAGGAGGACGAUGGGGGCAUUGUGAUGCGGACCAAGGAGCCCUCAUCCCCAGGCACCGAUGAUGUCUUCACCCCUGGACCAAGUGACAGCCCCAGCUCCCAGAGGAUACAGCGCUGCCUUAGUGACCCAGGUCCUCACCCUGAGCCUGGGGAGGGAGAGCCUUUCAUCCCCAAGGGGCAGUAGCGCUGGAGUCAGCGGGCAGUGCCCAUCCCACCACAGACUCUCCCACCAGAACAGGGGCUGCUGGGGGAGCUGGGGACUCCCCUCGUCCUUCCUGACCUGGAUUGGCCCUGCCCCUCCCUUGACCGCAUGGCAGCUGGGCCCACAGCCCCAACCGCAGCACGGCUUCCCCUGCCUCCUGGGAAGCGCCCUCCCUCCCACCAGGACUGCCUUCUCAAUCCAUUUGGCAGAACUGUUGGGCUGGGAGGCAGAUUCUGCCCCUUCCUGAUCCAGGCUGUCUCCCAAACCUGGCCCAGGGCCUCUGGGAUUCCCAGCCCUCAGAGGCCUGCCUCCUACUCCAUCGCCCUUCUCAUUCAAACCAAUCUUAGUUCCUAACCAAAGAGCCUCUGGCUCAGUCUUGGUCCCACCUGGAAAGGGAAGGAGCCGAGACCUCUCUUGGCCUAGGCUGGGCCCUACAUUAACAGUGGGAAGACUAGGGGACCAGGUAUCUGACUGGGGUACGAAUCAGUGACACACGGCAGGCCCACCCUCCUCCUGCUGGCUCUGUCACCUGGCCAGCCACCCUGACCUGUCUUCACUCAGAGCUGCAGGCCGAGAGCAUAUCUGAGCUUCCCUGACUGGAGCUGGGGCACUUUGGACAGUGAUGUGACUUAGCUUUCCAGACUGCUUCCCCAGGGACCACCAGACCCUUCAGGGGCUACUGUCAGGGGAGGGACUGUCAGGGGAUCCAGAAAGUGCUGCCUUUUUAUCUGUUUUGUCUGUUCACACUCCAUGUAUGAUUCAGUUUGCACAGAGGGCAUUCCUGUUUUUAAAACAUUUUGAACACCCCUGAUUGAACAGAGCUCUGGCCCUCCUACUCCAGAGCAUUACCCCUCCUCGUUUGUGCCUGUCUGCCCAACACUCUCCCCCAGAUCAGUCCUCUGCCUCCUGGGCUCUUAACUGUGGCCCUAAGGCUGUGAUUUUAGAAGUGACCACACAACACAUCCCGAUUCAUGAUUCUCUCUAACUCACUGAUGCUGGGCCUCCUGGCACCUCCUUUGCUCUUGGGCCUGACCCUCAGUCCCUGCUGACCUGUUCUUUCUCUCAUUCCCCCCACCCACCCCCUAGGCCCCUGGACCUCUUAUGUGCCCCCAGACUCCCCCUCUUAUGUGCACCGCACCCAGCUUGCUGUGGAGCCCAGCCCUUGGGGGAGAAGGCCUUCCCCCAGCAUCUCCCACCCCACCAGGGCUGGUGGUGGGCAGAGUCCUGGGCCCUUAGGGGCCUUUGCUCACAGGCACACACUCCCACCCCCACUGCCACCAUGGCCAGGCCCAGGCCUAUUGGUGUCUGUCCUUCCCCAGGAUUGUGCAAUAGUCAGAGUGCCCCUCUUCCCAGCGGACUGGGCAGUGGGUGCUCAUCUGUCCCCCUCCUCUCCGUGCAAGUGCUGUUUUGGGCAGGAGUCCCCAUGCAAGGGUGACAUUGACAACCAUGUUCAAAGCCACCACAGCUGCUGCCGCUCUGCUGCCUGUACAGAAGAAACCGAAUCUUUUUCAUAUUCUAAUAAACACGUGUGAGUUUUUAUACA
This is a messenger RNA of Felis catus (domestic cat), 4826 nucleotides long. It is a transcript of the gene SLC9A1, whose product is annotated as solute carrier family 9 member A1. Gene Ontology annotation, biological process: regulation of pH; proton transmembrane transport; sodium ion transport. Gene Ontology annotation, cellular component: membrane. The coding region runs from base 815 to 3265 and encodes 816 amino acids. The transcript has 12 exons. NCBI's taxonomy places the organism in Eukaryota, Metazoa, Chordata, Mammalia, Carnivora, Felidae. The record is from RefSeq and is a predicted model, not a curated record. Gene Ontology annotation, molecular function: sodium:proton antiporter activity.